Molecule: messenger RNA, 4763 nt
Organism: Caenorhabditis elegans
Lineage: Eukaryota; Metazoa; Nematoda; Chromadorea; Rhabditida; Rhabditidae
Gene: Y43D4A.5
Product: Flocculation protein FLO11-like
Exons: 16
Coding region: 21-4658 (1545 amino acids)
Source: RefSeq, marked reviewed
UAAUGAAUAAUUGAACAAGGAUGCAGUCGUUUUUAUUCCCGCUAAUCAUUUCAUUUUAUUUAAUAAAUUCCACACGAGGAUCUCCAAAAACAUCGGCGGAAACUGGAAAUGACAUUGAAAAGAUUUUAUUGGAAGGCAAUUCUGUGAAAGGUCUCACGCCGAAAAGUAGGGACGUGUCAAAGAAGCCCGAUAAGUUCAUGGAGGACUUGAUUGAAGUACAGCGCACCUAUCGGAAUUUGAAAGAAAAAUGGCAUCGGAUGAUGGAGGAGAAGACGCAGGUCAUCCAGGUGGCCAGCGAGCUCCCCACGUCAUCGACAACUCCUGUGACGUCAUCAAAUGAACAAAAAAUCGAUAUUGACGUUUUCGAGUCACCAGAUCAAUUUGAAGACGUUUCUGAAGAUUUUCAAAAAACCGAGUUCGAUGAUGAAGCAUUCGUAGAUAUUUCUGCCACGUCACCGCCUGCUACCACAAAAAGCCACGUGGCAAGCGAGCUUGACGAGAUUCAGGCCGCUAUUCAAGAAGCUUUUGGGACAACGGAGGCACCACAACCAUCAUUAUUCGAGAUAAUUGGUCCGACGACCACUAAAAGGGCGGAGCAAAUGGACGCGACUGUGACCAGUGUGAAGGUAGAUCAAACUACGCCGAGCCCCGCCAACAUUGUGCAGGGAUCAACUACAGUCAAGCCUGAAGUACCCCUGUCUGGUCCUGGCAAGUCGCUGCUCUCAACUUUUGGUGGCGGGCAAAGCGUUCCGUUUCAACCGGUGCGGCAGAAGGUGGCGUCACCUUGGAGACGGAAGCUUCAGAUUCCAUCGGAAUCGAAUGAGGUUGAUCCAUUCGAGACGACUACGUCAUCACCCAUUCCAGUGACAUCAGCUCAUGUGCCUAUGACGUCACCUCCCGAAAUGAUGACGUCACCCGCUCCUAUGACAUCAUCAACCUCCGUCCCACAACACAUCCUCCCCACUUCUUCCUUCGUGUCCUCUGGAUCCAACCCGGAUGCUCUACCAGCCACCAAUCUCUUCCGGUACCCCGAUCAAGUGAAAAUCCCAUUUUACAGUCCCACCGGGGCUUUACAAGAAGUGACUGCACCAAUAGUCGUGGCGAGACCCACAACGCCGGAGCCGCCAUUCAGAAGUGAUGAGGUUCAGAAUGAGAUUGAGGAUGCUAAGGAGAAAGUGGAGGAGGACACUGAGGAAGAGACUGGUAGAGAAGAGGAUGAAGAGGAGGAAGUCGAAGCUUCGGAAGACGAUGCAGACGGUGAUGAUGAUGAUGUUGAAGAGAUCACUGCCACAACGCCACGUGGCAUUGAGAACAACGAGGACUACGUCGAGGAGACAUUUAGCAAGGAGGAGAUCCCACAGUCCUUUGGAAUUGACAAAGCUCCUGAUUUCGAAAAAUUGAAGCCGACGAGACCUCGGCCCAAAGCGUUUGGCAUAGUGCCAAGUUCUUCAGGGCCCAAGGAUAGGGAGCUUGGCGGCCCAGGAUCUCAGGAGUUUGAGUCCGCGCUUUCUAAGUUUUCCACGGAGUCAUUCGGAAACGGCCCAGCUCCGUCUGGUUUGGCUCAAGCUUUUCCUGGAUCUUUUGGAAGCCCGCCAGGGUCUAAUACGGGAUCAGUUUCUUUUGGCUCUGGCCAUGUCCCAAGUGAUUUCGGAUCCUCCCCGUCAGAUCUGGCUCCAGCUGCACCAGGAUCAGCCAGCAGUCAACCAGGAUUAAGUGACGGCCCACUCUCGUUUGGCUCUGGAAAUGCCCCUUCAGAGUUUGGCCCUGUCCCAUCAGGCUCUUUUGGAAGCCCGGCGGGCUCUAAUAACGGCCUAGUCUCUUUUGGCUCCGGCCCCGCCACAACAGAUCCCCGGGUCGCACAGUCUAGUCUGGCUCCAGCUACACCAACAUCUAAUGGUGGCCCAGUCGUUUUAAGCUCCGGCCAGUCUUCAACAGAUUUCGGUCCUGUUCAGCCUGGCCUGACUCAAGCCUCUACAGGAUCAGUUGAUAGCCCACAUGCUGGUCUCUCCUCUUUUGGUUCUGGUCAUGCUCCAUCUGACUUCAGAUCCGCGCAGUCUGCACAACUUCAAGCCUCACCAGGAUCAGUCGGAAGUUCAUCGAAUGCUGGGCCGGUUUCAUUCGGCUCUGGCCAUGCCCCGUCUGAAUUCGACAUGGCUCCGACUAAAUUCGGUUCGGUCCCAUCAAACAUUCCAGAUAGUUCCUUAGCAAGCCCUCCAGGGUCAAAUGAUGGUAGUGCCUCUUUUGGUUCAGGCCGCGGCCCAUCAGAUUUUGGAUUAGCCCAUGCUUUGCCUCAAGUCCCAUCGAUCGGGAGUCCUCCAGGCUCCGCAUCCUCUAUGGUUGCUCACACUGCACCAGGCCCGCUUAAAAGUCAUCGUAAUGUUGAAUCAGGCCACGCUCCUGCAGACUUUGGCUCUGGAUCUGUAGAGCCACUUGGAAGCCCACCUGGGCCUCAAACACGGCCUAUUGGGACUGGUCAGCCCUUACCACCAACAUCCGUUGUAUCAGACUCCACUUCGUCUCUUGGCAGACCAGCGGCCCCUGCAUUCGGCAUUGGUAGAGCUCCACCUGGAUUUUCAGAGCCACUUGGACCGACUUUGCCUCCAGCUGCUGCUCCCUCUAAGCCAGGAUCCCAUGAGCCCUUCCCUACACUGGUAGAGCAAGUUGAGAGCUUUUUCAGCGACGGGGAAGAGCCGGAGUCGGGCUCUUCAAGCUCUCUGGGCUCCUUUGGCUCUGUGGAGAAAAUCGCAGAUGUACCGGUUUCUCAAAGUCUGCAAGUUCUGGAAGAUCCGGUUCACAUGCCGACUUCUCGAAAUCCAAGAGGUCGAACCCCGGAGCCUAUUGGAAUUUUCAAGACCACCAAGCUUAAAGAAAUCAACGAGAGAGCCUACAAGCCGCCAAUGUUCCCGAGCUCAUUGAGCUCUGAAAUUGUGCAAAUGGCACCGUUAGGCAAUCCGUAUGCUCAGAGGACAACCUUACCGCCAAUCGGACCUCACGGGCUCGUGGAGCCCAAUAUGGAAAUCAAUAGCUCAGAUAUGGAAUUGCCGGCGUGGGGAGCUGUUAAAGAUCAUGGAAUCAUGAACAAGGCUAGAAGGGAGUACCAGAAAGAGUUUGAGCAGCAAAUCCGAGAUGUGCGAAUGAUAGACGCUGAAAUCAAUAGAAUCUCAGAAAUCAAUGACGCCGGUAGAUCAAAAACUUCUCAGCGAUGCUCUCAAGUCUACGCCCACACUUUGAGCCUCACACAAAUCCAAAAAAUGUCGCACUCCCUAGGCCUUGGUGACGUGGCAAAUGUGAUACAAAAAGCGUCGGAUUUGAUAGAGCACCCGGAGAAUGAUAUCGCUCAGCUUGAAGUUGACCUGGAAGAGAAACGGAAACUUAUUGCUAAAAUUGAGAUUAUCUUGUCACUUUCCGAGUCCAGAGCGAUGCUCUUUGACUUGCUCAAUGAGCAAAAGAAAAUAGCGGAGAAAAUGGAGAUUCACGCGCUGGAUUUGUUACAGAGAACAAACUUCCGCUCGGCAACCCCAUCUCCAUUCUCUGCAGCCAGCGACAUUUCCGAACUUUCCACAGCAGUUCGUCAGGUCCUAAAUGCAAAUUCCAAAAAAGGAUGGUCUAUGAUGAAACGGAAAUUACAAAAGAAAAGUAAAAUUCCGAAACAAUUCGAGUUAAUUGACUCAGCGGAUGUGAAAAUCAAGAAUAGUUUCAUCGAUUUUAACAAAAAGUCUGGACAUUUACAAGAGACAGCGGAGAUUGUAGAGCCAAUGUUAGCGGUUAAUCAAUUUGGUCGGCAACCAGUAAUGAGUCACAGAAGGCCUUCUCCACUGGCACCACCUACAAUGAGCCCAAACCGCCCGUCCCAGCUAGCAGCCCACCACCUGACUGCCUCAAAGCCCCUGGCUCCGCCGAGCCCGGAAAAUGAAUCAGAAACUGUUCAUGAGCUUAUUGAUAUGUUACAUCAGGAUAUCGUGCAACUUAGACUCAAAAAUCGGGAAAAAAAAAUCCGUCUAACCGAGAUCAGGCCACCAGCCGAAGAGGAAAAGAUUUGUCAGCAAGUUCAAUGUGAUUUUGAAAAGGCCGACCUCUGCAACUUCGAAUCAUCUCACGACGAAACGACUCGGUUCAAGUUUUCAAAAUCCCGCCAAAUCGCUGCCCGCCAGAAAAGAUCAUCCCAACUGACAGAUGACUUGCUCGCGGAGCCAUCGAAUAUUGCAGACGACCUACUACCGUAUACCUUCCGUGCGUGGAGCAUUUGGGCGGGGCGUAGAGCCACAAGACAGAAGCAGAUUGAUAUUGGACCCGACUUUUCCUCCCACAACCAACAUUUUGCGGCAGUUUUUCUGGAACCUCAACAAGCUGGAAUUCUCUCAAUUCCCCUGAUUCUCUCACCUGUUUCCACUAAAAUCCGUCUCCGACUUUUCGAAGGAACACGUGGAAUUCGUCUAAGAAUCUGUUGUGAUCGAUAUUGUCCAUUGGAAACUGAAAAAGGAUUAUACAGAGGACAUAGAAGUUGGAUGAAAAAGACUGUUUUAUGUCCACCGAAUACUCAAAUGCUCUCAUUCGAAUGUCUAAAUGAUGGAACAGAUCGUGGAGCAUGUGGUGUUGAUGAAAUAUUCCUGGAUUCUUCUAGAUGCCAUCACUUUUUCAACGGAUCCGAUCAGAAUUAAUAAUAUUUCUUUGAAUUUUGAAUUUUGUUUCUGUUUUCUGUAGAAUGGGCAACUCAACUCACUAAAUAUUAUGUACGGGUUUAGGCGCUAAUGACUAAUAAAUUU